Acomys russatus (golden spiny mouse) is the source of this 468-nucleotide messenger RNA. RefSeq names its product activated RNA polymerase II transcriptional coactivator p15-like. Gene Ontology annotation, cellular component: nucleus; transcription regulator complex. Gene Ontology annotation, biological process: positive regulation of transcription initiation by RNA polymerase II. The record is from RefSeq and is a predicted model, not a curated record. Gene Ontology annotation, molecular function: transcription coactivator activity; DNA binding. The coding region runs from base 1 to 468 and encodes 155 amino acids. Lineage: Eukaryota; Metazoa; Chordata; Mammalia; Rodentia; Muridae. The transcript is spliced from 2 exons.
AUGGAUAACUUGAAUCGGAGACACCUCUCAAUGAGCACCAGAUGCCCAGUCUCCUCCUUUAUAAGUGAGGUGAUACCUAAAUCAAAGGGGCUUCUUUCUUUAAGUUCUUCAGGCAGUGAUUCUGACAACGACGUUGAAAAAACAGUUUACGAGGAAAAACUUGAGUUCCUCCAGAAAACCUUGUGUAGGAGCAAAAUCCUGGGGAGUCUUGUAGAGCUCUGGCAUCUUCUGGCAUCUUCCGAGCAGAGUGGCUGCAGCCGAGAUGACCAUGGGUUUCAGGUUGGAGAGAUGAGAUACGCCAGUGUUCGGGACUUAAAGGGGAAACUUCUAACUGACAUUAGAGAAUAUUGUAUAGACUCAGAAGGUGAAAUGAAGCAAAGGAGAAAAGGUAAUUCUUUAAACAGGGAGCAGUGGAGCCUGCUGAAGGAACAGAUCUCUGGUAUAGAUGAUGCAAUAAGAAAGCUGUAG